Molecule: messenger RNA, 6840 nt
Organism: Xyrauchen texanus (razorback sucker)
Lineage: Eukaryota; Metazoa; Chordata; Actinopteri; Cypriniformes; Catostomidae
Product: AP-1 complex subunit gamma-1
Exons: 23
Coding region: 105-2567 (820 amino acids)
Biological process (GO): receptor-mediated endocytosis; intracellular protein transport; Golgi to vacuole transport
Cellular component (GO): AP-1 adaptor complex; Golgi apparatus; membrane coat
Molecular function (GO): clathrin-cargo adaptor activity
Source: RefSeq, a predicted model, not a curated record
AAGUGCUUAGGUUAGGACCGCCGCCAUUUCGAAUGUCUGGCCCGUUCCUCCCUCCGUCGAUUGAGAAGAUUGCACUUGUUUUCUUGGUAUCAUAACGGCUGAGGAUGCCAGCUCCGAUCAGACUGCGGGAGCUCAUCCGGACAAUCCGGACGGCACGAACCCAGGCCGAGGAGCGUGAGAUGAUCCAGAAAGAGUGUGCUGCCAUUAGGUCAUCCUUUAGAGAAGAGGACAACACAUACCGAUGUAGAAAUGUGGCUAAGCUUCUUUAUAUGCACAUGCUGGGCUAUCCGGCACACUUUGGCCAGCUGGAGUGCCUGAAGCUGAUUGCAUCACAAAAGUUCACAGACAAGCGGAUAGGGUACCUGGGAGCCAUGCUGCUCCUUGAUGAGAGGCAGGACGUCCACCUAUUAAUGACAAACUGCAUCAAGAAUGACCUGAACCACAGUACACAGUAUGUGCAGGGACUGGCUUUGUGCACCCUGGGCUGCAUGGGCUCAUCCGAAAUGUGCCGUGACUUAGCUGGAGAAGUGGAGAAGCUCCUUAAAACAUCAAACUCCUAUCUGAGGAAAAAGGCAGCACUGUGUGCGGUGCAUGUCAUCCGCAAGGUCCCGGACCUGAUGGAGAUGUUCCUGCCAGCAACAAAAAACUUGCUCAGUGAGAAAAAUCAUGGAGUUCUUCACACGUCUGUUGUUUUGCUAACUGAAAUGUGUGAGCGAAGUCCAGACAUGCUCUCGCACUUCAGGAAGCUGGUUCCACAACUGGUACGAAUCCUGAAGAACCUGAUCAUGUCAGGGUAUUCCCCCGAGCAUGAUGUGUCUGGCAUCAGUGACCCUUUCCUGCAGGUGCGGAUAUUGAGGCUACUGAGAAUUCUGGGAAAGGGUGAUGAUGAUUCUAGUGAAGCUAUGAAUGACAUUCUUGCACAGGUUGCAACAAACACAGAGACAAGUAAAAAUGUAGGCAAUGCUAUUCUCUAUGAAACGGUUCUUACUAUUAUGGACAUUAAAUCAGAGAGUGGUCUAAGGGUUUUAGCUAUUAAUAUUCUGGGUCGCUUUCUUCUCAACAAUGACAAAAACAUCAGAUAUGUGGCAUUAACAUCUCUACUGAAGACCGUGCAGACAGACCACAAUGCUGUGCAGAGACAUCGAAGCACUAUUGUGGACUGCUUGAAAGACCUUGAUGUGUCCAUUAAAAGGCGUGCAAUGGAGUUGAGCUUUGCCCUGGUCAACGGCAACAACAUCCGGGGCAUGAUGAAAGAGCUGCUGUAUUUCCUGGACUCCUGUGACCCUGAGUUCAAAGCCGACUGCGCAUCGGGGAUCUUCCUGGCUGCUGAGAAGUAUGCCCCCUCCAAAAGAUGGCACAUAGACACCAUUAUGAGGGUUUUGACAACAGCGGGAAGUUAUGUCCGGGAUGACUCUGUGCCGAACCUCAUUCAGCUAAUUACAAACAGUGUAGAGAUGCAUGCAUACACUGUACAGAGACUCUACAAAGCCCUCCUGGAUGACAUCUCACAGCAACCUCUAGUACAGGUGGCAUCCUGGUGUAUAGGAGAGUAUGGCGACCUGUUGGUCUCAGGCCAGUGUGAGGAAGAGGAACCGAUUCAGGUUUCAGAAGAUGAGGUCUUAGAUGUUUUGGAGGGUCUUCUUGUCUCUAACUUGUCCACCCCUGUAACGAGAGGUUAUUCCCUGACUGCUAUCAUGAAGCUGUCCACCCGUUUCAGCAGUGUGAAUCGAAUCAAAAAGGUGGUGUCGGUAUAUGGCAGCAGCAUAGAUGUUGAGCUGCAGCAGAGAGCUGUGGAAUACAAUGCACUUUUCAAAAAAUAUGAUCACAUGAGGCCUGCGUUACUAGAGCGAAUGCCUAUCAUGGAAAAAACAGCCUCAAACGGCCCAGCAGAGAUUGUGCAGACCAAUGGAGAAACAGAAUCAACCAUUCUGGACACAAAACAUCUGCCCAACAUCACUCAGCCAGCUAGUCAGGCAAAUGAUUUAUUAGACUUGCUUGGAGGUAAUGAUGUGGUACCUGUUAUCCCAACAACUGUUCCCACAAAACCUGCAUCAGCAGGAGGAGAACUGCUUGACCUCCUGGGAGACCUCUCACUGACAGGCGGUCCAACCCCCACCCCUGCUGCUCCUUCUAUACCCAUGUCCCAACCCCCUUUCCUUUUGGAUGGUCUCACCUCACAGCCUCUCUUCAAUAAUAUUGCAGCGGGCAUUCCGUCAAUGACAGCGUACAAUAAAAAUGGCCUGAAAAUAGAGUUCACAUUUGAGAGGUCCAACCCCAAUCCCAAUAUUGCAGUAAUCACCAUCCACGCAUCCAAUUCCACGGAGGCUGACAUGACGGACUUUGUGUUCCAGGCUGCAGUACCAAAGACAUUCCAGCUGCAGCUUCUUUCCCCCAGCAGUAAUGUAGUUCCAGCACUCAACCAGGGAACCAUCACGCAGGUCAUCAGGGUUCUCAACCCACAGAAGCAACAGUUGAGAAUGCGGAUCAAGCUGACGUACACUCACAAAGGCUCUCCUGUUCAAGACCUGGCCGAGGUCAACAAUUUCCCCCCUCAGUCCUGGCAGUGAUUUGCUAUCCUCUCUCAAUCUUAAAGACCCCCAGCAAGGGAACUAUGGGAAAGAUGUCCCCUCCCCAUUCCCAAAUGAUCCCCCAUGACGUCACCACAGAUCGCUGCCCUGGGGGUUGCAUGGGAAGUAGUGGAAUCUUCCAGAAACAGUCAAGAGUUGAUGGUAUGAAGACUGUGAUGAUGAUGAUUAUUACAGUGACAAUGAUGAAGCAAAAUCAUGAAUAUCUGAAUACAUAAAUUUUAAAAUGUUUUGCCCAACUGUCUUUCUCUCUUCUUUGGGGUUAGUGCAACAUGUCCAUACUCACACCUGCACUUAGCAUUGUGCACUCUCUCUCUCGCUUAUACUCUUACUGCAGUGCACUCCCUCACAUAGUCACCCACUCUGGCUCACCCUGCCACCCAGGGUCCAUACAUGGGAAAACGUCACUCAUGGCCACUAUAGAAAGGAGCUGCUUGGUAUGAGCAUUGGUUUGAUUUGUCUUUUUUUGUUUGAUUUUUCCAUGUUUUUAAUCUUGUUAAUGGGUUUUGGUGUAUUUUAAGAAACAAAAAACUGAUUGAAUGAAUUGCAAAGUCUGAGCAUUUGCACCUUAAGCAUUUCAGAAUCAAGAGGAAAAUGGGUUGUGACGGCGCCUUAAAUUAUCAUUGUACAUGGCAUUUCUUAAUUUUCCUAUAAAGAUGUCUUUACUGAUUUAAUGUGCUGUAAUAAAGUAUACCAGAUUAAUGCUCCGGAUACAAGCUAUGUUGUGGCUGUACCAUAUUUCGGAUGACAUCAUCUGUCUUCUUGCCUGUCAAAUGUUCUCUAACGGAUUUGUCCAGAAGCGUUUGUUUUCAUCACAUGAAUCAUCACGAACUGGCACGUUAAUACAGCUCAGAACAUGCUUUUUUAUAUACAGUAUAUUUAGACAGGAUUGCUCAUAAAUGUCAUGUAGUGACAAUAAAACGUUCUCUGGCAGCUGAGAAAAUGAGGAACAACUGUGCGGGAGAUUGUGAGAGCAUCUUUGUUACUGUUAAAAGAAUAUUCCGGGUCCAGUACAAGUUGAGCUCAAUCGACAAUGUGGGGCAUAAUGUUGAUUUAACAAAAAAAUCUAAUAAAUUGAGGCUACUGUGUCUGUGAGGCACUUACAAUUUAAAUGAAUUGUGGCAAUCUUUGUAGGGUUUAAAUGCAACGCUUAUAAUUACAUGAAAGCAAUUACAUUUCUUCUCUUAAAACGUGUAAUAUUUGCACUGUAAAGUUGUUUAAAUGGUCAUUUUCACAGUUGGUUUAAGGUUUAAAUGUUGUAAAAUUGGAUAUAGCUUUACACAGAAAAGGUUAGUAACCAAUUUGAUCACACUAAAAUGUUAACACUCUUUGUUUGUCUUGUUCGGCCCCGUUCACUUCCAUCGUAAGUGUCUCACUCUAACCAGAAGUCUUUUUUUUUUUUUUUUAAGAAAAGGAGGGCCAAGUCUAAAUUCAUUUUGUGGUAAUCAACAUUACGCCACAAAUGCUGUCGAUUGAACUUGUAUUAAACCCGGAAUAUUUCUUUAAUGUAGAUUAGAUCAUUUUUCAUUUAUAUAAUAAUCCCGGUCUGGUAUCCACCAAACUGGACACUGUUUCCCCCUCCAAACCCCUUAAUUUGGCAUAUAGUUAUUUUGUUUGCCUCUACUCUUCACUGGAUGCUUUCUUGUAUUGUUUUUAAAUAUUGAAAUAAGUUAUAUAGAAUAAAAUAGCAUUCUUCAUCCAUUUUAAAGGAUUGAAACCUAUUAAAAUUAGUAGCUGGACAGUGAUUUCAAUUUAAAUGUGAUUUCUCACUAAAUUAACUAAAAUAGAUGUCCAACAAUGCAAGGUAUAAGUUGCAGUUAUAACGAGGAUAAGUUCAGCAUAGAUGCUGUGAAUAUAUAGAUGUAUGAAAAUGUAGGCUUUUCUGAAUGUAGUUACAUGCACUGAAUGGAAUUUUUUUUUUCUUCUUUUGUUUGACUUUAAAGGUGUUUUUUUUUUUUUUUUUUUUUUCCUGCAUUGAUUUGAAUUACAGAAUUAUUGCCUGAUUUAAAGCCAUGUGCCUUUUGUCAUAACUGAUGAAAAGAAACCCCUCAGACAUCUGCAAGACGAGUUAUCGUUACAUGAAGCAAACGUGAUAUCUAAAGAAGAGAGGACCUUUUUGUUUUGGUGUUAUUUCACGAGUCAUUGUUUAUGUGUGGGUCCCCUGGCUGUCUAUUUUUGCAGCUUCCAAAGGCAGUUAAAAACAUGAACCUGAAUAUAUACCUCACAUUUGUCUUUUGUCUAUCUGUUUCUUCAAGUCACCUCAGUGGAAAACCUUAGCUUCUGUACACUCACAUCAUUACUUACAGACUCCAAUGCUCUCUCACAUCAUUGCAUUCAUUAAGCUACACUGAAGUCUGGUGACUAAAUCAUGAGUAUGUUCUUUGGGCUUGGGAAAUAUUUUUUAGCUAUGUUAUGUAUAUGGAGAAAAAUGAUUUCAUUCUAUAAGCUUUUUUGUCUUUUGUUGCCAUUCUUGAUGAUGCUUUCUUGGCUUUUUCUGUACAUACUGACGGCUUUUAAGAUGCAUCAUCUGUUUCUUUUCAUCCCUUUUUUUUUUUUUAAGAUACCAUUUUCUAAAUCUUCCUUCCAGGACUGCACAGUGUAUAAUGUUUGAAGCUCUCCCUCACAAAAAUCUAAUUCAGCAACUUGCCGAUUUGGUUGUUUAUUGGAAAUAAAAUGUACGAUGUGCUGCCUGUAUAUUGUAUAUAAUUGUAAAAUGCAUCAAAAAGAUAAAAUCGAAUAAAAGUCCCAUUUGAAGACCUAUGAAAUUCAGUUAAGGGGCUGUAGACAUUAUUUACUGUGCACGUGAUCUUGAGUUCACGUUCUUUAUGCGUACAUUGGUGGAUUACAGUCAUGUGGUUUAUACUACUGAAAGAAUUGAAAUGCUACAAGGACACUGAGAGCUGUCCAUCCUCCAGAAGAGCUUUAGUUGAAUUUUCUCAUUCGAUCCAGUUACGUAAACACAAUAAUGGGAUUUAAAGGUUUAGUUCAUAAAAAAACAACUCAACUCGCACUGUUGUUGUUCCAAGCCUGUAUGAAUUUAUUUUCUCCCUGUAACGUUAAAGAAAAUGUUCGCCUCAGUCACCAUUCACUUCCAUUGUAUAGGGAAAAAGAUGCAAUGAAAGUGAAUGGUGACUAGCAUCUCCUUUUGUGGUACGUGGAAGAAAUUAUGUCAGGUUUGAAACAACAUGAGGGUGAGGAAAUGAUGUCAUGUCCUUAUGUCAAAAUUGAUUCUGGUGAUUUCAUACAUUAGUGUUCUUGCAUCGUUAAGGACAGCUUCAAUAAUAAACGAUUGAAGACCCCAAAGCAUUCAGAGGUUUAUAGUAAAAGUUUUACUAAUAUUUUCUAUGCGUUUUUGAUUCAUCUGCUUUUAAACAGACAUCUAUUCUUUAUUAAACAUAUUUAAGGCAAGACAGAUAAACAAUGCUGUUCCGAAAAAUAAAGUAUCCCAGUUUGUGAGAACAUGGUCCCUGAAUGUUUUGAUGCCUCUUAAGUGAAUUCAAUAUGGGGAGGAACAUAAAACCGUUUGAAUCUGCUGCUUUUUACACUACUUGGUCAUCUAAAUCAGGCAAAUAUGUUUCCAUGUUUAAGUUUGCAAAAUAACCAUUAGAGGAGAUGCCGUGGUGUUCCCAUAUCAGCAAAUUUCCCAACAAUAAAUGGUUUUCCAGCCGCAUGUGAGGAAAAAGCUAUGUAAAUAUUGUCAUUUCUACUCCAUAUGUAAACUUCCUGAAGUAAUGCAAGCAAAGUUCAAGUUCUUGAGGCACCACACUUAAUUUAUCUUGCAAUACAUGCACAUACCUUUGUAUAUAUUUUGAGAUAUACGGUUGAUUCUUCAGUUGAUGUUCAUGAAGCGUCAGCUUUUCUUUCAGUCAGGGGGAAUUGAGCAUUUACUCUUUUAGAUGUAACUACUUGACCAGGUGGACACUGUAUCACAUGCUUGGAUGAUUGCCUUCUCCAUCAGAAUCCCUUUGUAAUCUGUAAAAGGUAUCAGAUGUUUUUCAAGUGUAUCUAUACAUACGCCCCCUUCUCUGAUAUUUUACAAUUGCUAUUCAGUUACAUCUGACCUUGUAUGGGAGGGGAGGAUAUACUGUUGACUUUGACAUGCUGAACUGUAUCGCAUUACCAUCUUCUCCAGGAGUGAGUAUUGGACUGAAAAUCUCAAUGAAGGAAAAUAACUUGUCAACAUGGGAUAUUUUAGAUUUAUGCUGUGUGUUAUUGUCUUUGGGUUGGAGAAAUGAUGAUCAAACGAAAUAAAAAG